This is a messenger RNA of Cutaneotrichosporon oleaginosum, 1025 nucleotides long. Its product is annotated as mitochondrial 54S ribosomal protein mL57. Gene Ontology annotation, molecular function: structural constituent of ribosome; ribonuclease III activity. Gene Ontology annotation, biological process: mitochondrial translation; RNA processing. Gene Ontology annotation, cellular component: mitochondrial large ribosomal subunit. The record is from RefSeq and is a predicted model, not a curated record. Lineage: Eukaryota; Fungi; Basidiomycota; Tremellomycetes; Trichosporonales; Trichosporonaceae.
CUUUGCACCCAGCGAGCACGAGAUCCUCGGCAGCGAGCUCACUCCCCCCCACAUCCUAAAACGGCACCCCGCCACCCCGGCACCCCGCCGACGACUUCUCCGUGACGGCCGCGACGCCCCGCCGGAUCCCCGCCGCCAGUCCACCAUGUCGACUUCGUGUGUGCGCGCGCUCUUGGGCGCGCCCCGCGCCGCGCUUCGGAGCAGGAGGCCACGAUGUGCCAUGCUUGCGACGCACCACGCCCACAUUUCCUCUCAUCUCUCAAUUCCAGCCCGCUCGCUCGCGACCGAAGCGCCAGCGCCAGCGCCUUCGCCCUCCGCAUCCUCCCCGCCCCCGAAGACGCUGUAUCCCGCCGUCCUCCCCGCGCAGCGCGGCGCGCUGACCGGCGACGAAGCCUCGGCCUACCUCUCCUCCAUCCUCUCCCUGCCGGGCGGCACGUUCCCGCCCGCGCUCGCGCUCCAGAUCCUCACGCACAAGUCGUACCGCUUCGCGCACCGCCUCGCGCACCCCCCGCCGUACAGCGACGCCGAGCUCGCGCAGUCCCAGGUUUCGCACAACGCGCGCCUCGGCUUCGUGGGCCGGCGCGCGCUCGCGGCAUACAUGGCCAUGUUCGUGCACUCGUCCAUGCCGAGCACGCAGGCGGUGUACGCCGCCGACUUUUUGCGCGGCAAGGACAUUGCGGGGAAACUCGAUGCGUUGCGGCACCAGAACAAUAUCGGGCGUGUGGUGGGCGACCGGUGGCAGAUUGGCGAGGUGAUGCGUUGGGACAAUAACGAGACCGGCCGCGAGGGGGGCUACGCCAAAGUCAAGGGCCUGACAGUCGAGGCCGUGCUCGGAGGCGUGUUUACGCAUCUCGGCUCGCCGGCGGCGCAGCGCGCAUACCACCUGCACAUCUUGCCGCUGCUCCAGGAGCAGCUGCGCGACCCCGCACUCAUUGAGGCUGCCGAGCGCGUGCGUGACAGCGCACAGGGGCUCGGCGGCGUCCUUCCGUAGAUAACACCAGCAUUGCAUGUACGCCAUUCUGCCG